Gekko japonicus is the source of this 2202-nucleotide messenger RNA. It is a transcript of the gene LOXL1, whose product is annotated as lysyl oxidase like 1. Lineage: Eukaryota; Metazoa; Chordata; Lepidosauria; Squamata; Gekkonidae. Gene Ontology annotation, biological process: peptidyl-lysine oxidation. The coding region runs from base 391 to 2202 and encodes 603 amino acids. Gene Ontology annotation, molecular function: protein-lysine 6-oxidase activity; copper ion binding. The record is from RefSeq and is a predicted model, not a curated record. The transcript is spliced from 6 exons.
UCAUUCAGAUCAGGAGCAAAGCCCUAUCCAGCCAACAGGGAACCAACGAGCGAGCGGGAUAAGCCAAGGUCCCUGUGCAGGAGCAGCAGCAACGUAAAGGGGGGGAAAAGCAAGGGAACCAAACUUUGCAGACCCUUUUGAGAACUAAAGAGACUCGGUUCCUUGCGGUCUGUUCUCCCUCGCACGCUCGCCAUGAAGCUUGUGGGACUCCCCUGCAACUCGAAACAAGCCCGGAAUGGACAGAGUUGAGAUUCGUUCCCCUGAAAAAGAAGGGGAAGCUCUGGAGAGAAAGGGAGCGGGGAGGACUGCCACUGAACACCCAGGCUACCGGACUGCACUUUCUUCUCCCAAAUCCAUCCACCGAGCUCGACCUCUUUGAACUCGGUCACCAUGACAUCUCCUGGCUUCUGGGACCUGUGGGCUUUGACGGGCUGUGGAAUGUUCCUGCUCGUCCACGGACAACAUUCCCAGGGAGACAACGGACGCUGGAGGCAAAUGAUUCAGUGGGAGAACAACGGCAGGGUGUACAGCCUCCUGAACACGGGCUCGGAGUACGUGCCCGCAAGUCACGUGCGAGCAGACAGCAGUGCCAGGGUCCUGCUAGCGGACACCGCCACGGGCCAAGGUAGACGAUCCCAAGGGAACACCAGGCGGCAGGCUCCCAGUUUGCCGGUCAGAGCCAGUUCAGAGACCAUCCGGGGACACACGCGGCAUCCGUUUGGCUUCGGACAAGUCCCGGACAACUGGAGGGACGGACCCACUGGAGACAGUAGCGCCAAUUCCCAGCGGCCCCGGUCGCCCACCGUUCGGCAGCGACAGGCCGGAGCUGCUUCCUCCUCUUCUGCCUUUGCCUCCUACGGACAGGUCUACCCGCAGGCCUCGUACCCUCAGCCGCCUUACGCCAACCAGUACGAGAGCUAUGACCCCCAGGUGCCCCGCGCCUAUGACGAGAGCUACACCUACUAUCGGAGCACGGGAGCCGGGGGGAGUGCCGUGGCUUCCGCCGCGGCCAGUGCUGGGGUUGUGUACCCCUUCCAGCCCAGGGCGAGGUACGAGGAGUACGCAGAAGAUCAGAAUCCUUAUAGGGCCCAAGGGUACUACCCCGUUCAGGAGAGAUCCUAUGUGCAGGUACCCCAACAGGUUCAGCCCUCUGAUGGCCUAGACAGGAGGUACUCCCACAGUCUCUAUCAUGACACUGGAACUAGCUAUGACCAAAAUGUCCCCCAGGAGCCUUAUCCCUCCACCCAGAACCAACCAGCAGUGGGCCAAGGGGUCCCUGUGGCAGACAACUUGCAUCUCAACUCUGGAUCUCCUCUGGGUACCGGCACUCAAUACGGGAAUGAGCCAUGGGUGGGGCAAUAUCCCCCUUUUGGAGAGGCACCGGCGGAACCCUACGUCCCUCCUCGCAACGUGGAACCUCAGCCGCCUUUCCGGCCCUUAGACCCCCAAGGGGUCCCUAGGCCCGAACCCUACCUUCCUAUCAGGAAUGCUGAGCCUCCCCAACUGAUUCCAGACAACCAAGGUGGUAACCAAGCGCGGGUCAGUGUGGGCAGCAUCUACAGACCCAAUCAGAACGGACGGGGCCUCCCGGAUCUUGUGCCCGAUCCAAACUACGUCCAGGCUUCCACUUACGUCCAGAGAGCUCACCUCUACUCCCUCCGUUGUGCCGCCGAGGAAAAAUGCCUUGCAAGCACGGCCUAUACCCCCGAAGCAACAGACUACGACGUCCGAGUGCUGCUACGCUUCCCCCAGCGCGUGAAGAACCAGGGCACGGCGGACUUCCUGCCCAACCGGGCUCGGCAUACCUGGGAGUGGCACAGCUGCCAUCAGCAUUACCACAGCAUGGAUGAGUUCAGCCACUACGACCUGCUGGAUGCGGCCACCGGCAAGAAGGUGGCGGAAGGCCACAAGGCCAGCUUCUGCCUGGAGGACACCACCUGCGACUUCGGAAACCUCAAGCGCUACGCCUGCACGUCACACACGCAGGGUCUGAGCCCCGGUUGCUACGACACGUAUAACGCGGACAUCGACUGCCAGUGGAUCGAUAUCACAGACGUGCAGCCAGGGAACUACAUCCUAAAGGUUCAGGUGAACCCCAAAUACAUCGUGAUGGAGUCGGACUUCACCAACAACGUGGUGAGAUGCAACAUCCACUACACCGGGCGCUACGUGGCCACUACCAACUGCAAAAUCUCCCAGUAA